Molecule: messenger RNA, 9895 nt
Organism: Malurus melanocephalus (red-backed fairy wren)
Lineage: Eukaryota; Metazoa; Chordata; Aves; Passeriformes; Maluridae
Gene: RALGAPA2
Product: Ral GTPase activating protein catalytic subunit alpha 2
Exons: 38
Coding region: 81-5765 (1894 amino acids)
Biological process (GO): positive regulation of GTPase activity; regulation of small GTPase mediated signal transduction
Cellular component (GO): cytoplasm; nucleus
Molecular function (GO): GTPase activator activity
Source: RefSeq, a predicted model, not a curated record
GUGCGCGGGCGGCGGGGGCGCUCCCGGCGCUCCUUCAUCCCCGCGGCUGUCCGUGCAUCCCUGCCAGCCGCUCCGCCGGGAUGUUCUCCAGGAAGAGCCACGCCGAUGUCAGGAAAUCCACGCAGAAGGCGCUGGACCCCAGGCGGGACGUGCUGACCCGCCUCAAGCACCUCCGCGCGCUGCUGGAUAUUGUAGAUGGAAGUGACCUGAAGCAAUUUUUUGACAACAAUUAUUCUCAAAUUUAUUUUAUAUUCUAUGAAAACUUCAUAACACUGGAAAAUAGCUUGAAACAAAAAGGGAAUAAAUCACAAAGGGAGGAGCUGGACUCCAUCCUCUUUCUUUUUGAAAAAAUAUUGCAGCUACUACCUGAGAGGAUUUUUUAUCGAUGGCAUUUUCGCAGUAUAGGGUCGAUUCUGAAGAAGCUUUUGCACACUGGAAAUUCUCUCAAGCUUAGAUGUGAAGGAAUCCGCCUSUUCCUGCUGUGGCUUCAAGCCCUGCAGACCAACUGUGCUGAGGAGCAGAUUCUGAUGUUUGCCUGCCUAGUGCCCGGCUUCCCCCCGCUGCCGUCCUCACGCGGGCCCUGCACCCUGGAGAGCCUGGUCAGCCCUCCUGCUGCACCCGACGCCAAGAUUUUUCCGGAAGAAAUAACACCGCUUUUGCCAGCUGUCUCUGGAGAGAAAAUUGCAGAAGACCAAACCUGCUAUUUUCUCCAGCUCCUGUUAAAGUAUAUGGUAAUUCAGGCUGCAAGCUUAGAGUGGAAGAACAAGGAGAACCAAGACACUGGGUUUAAAUUUCUCUUUACUUUGUUCAGAAAAUACUAUCUUCCGCACUUGUUUCCAUCUUUUACAAAGCUAACCAACCUCUACAAACCUGUGCUUGACAUCCCCGAUAUCAGGCCGAGGCCAGUCUAUGUCACUGCAACACGGAACAAUGAAAGUGUCUAUUGCACAAAAAUCCCCUACAUGGCAGCUAGAGUUGUUUUUAUCAAGUGGCUUGUUACCUUUUUCCUUGAAAAGAAGUAUUUAACUGCUGUUCAGAAUGCAAAAAAUGGAGGAGAAAUGCUCCCUAAAAUUAUUCAGACUGUCAGCGUGAGCCAGGAUAAGARUGCUGAGCUGGAGAGUGGCGCAGCACCCGCAGGUGAGCAGGACAGGAGCCACUCCAACAGCAGCACCCUGUCUGACAGGAGGCUCAGCAACUCCAGCCUCUGCAGCAUCGAGGAGCAGCACCGCAGCGUMUACGAGAUGGUGCAGAGGAUCUUCCUCUCCACGCGGGGAUACGUGAACUUUGUCAAUGAGGUGUUCCGGCAGGCUUUUUUGUUGCCACCUUCUGAUAUAUCUGCAACACGGAAGGUGGUUAAGGUGUAUCAGAAGUGGAUACUGCAAGAGAAACCCGUGUUCAUGGAGGAGCCAGAUAAAAAGGAGGACAGUCAGGAUGCUGUUGUUCCCCUGGAAGACUCCUCAGUGCAAACAGAUGGUAAACAUCUUUCCUCAGAACUCUCYGGACACAAGCGCUCCUCCAGCUGGGGCAGGACCUACUCCUUCACCAGUGCUGUCAGCAGGGGCUGUGUGCUGGAAGAUGAGGACAGGGAUGUGAAAGCUGGUGUUCAGGCUGCCCUGCAGGUAUUCCUGACAAAUUCAGCAAAUGUUUUCCUGUUGGAGCCGUGCACUGAGGUCCCUGUGCUGCUGAAGGAGCAAGUGGAUGCUUGCAAAGCYGUUCUCAGUAUCUUCAGGCGCAUGAUAAUGGAGCUGUCAAUGAAUAGAAAGACAUGGGAACAGAUGCUGCAGAUACUCCUCAGAAUAACAGAAGCUGUGAUGCAGAAGCCGAAAGAGAACCAGACAAAGGACACAUUUGCUCAGAGCAUGGCAGGGCUGCUGUUCCGAACCCUCAUUGUGGCUUGGAUCAGAGCAAACCUGAGCGUUUAUAUCUCUCGGGAGCUGUGGGAUGAGCUGCUCAGUGUCCUGUCCUCCCUGACGGACUGGGAGGAGCUCAUCAAUGAGUGGGCCAACAUCAUGGACUCCCUGACUGCAGUGCUGGCCAGGACCGUGUAUGGUGUGGAGAUGACAAACCUGCCCCUGGAUAAGCUCAGUGAACAGAAAGAAAAAAAGCAGAGAGGCAAAGGUGGUGUUUUAGAGCCUCAGAAAACAGCUGUAGUGGGAAGAUCUUUUUCAUUAAGCUGGAAAAGUCAUCCUGAAGUUGUGGAGCCAAUGAGAUUCAGAAGUGCUACAACCUCUGGGGCCCCGGGAGUGGAGAAAGCAAGAAACAUUGUCCGUCAGAGGGCCACAGAAGUUGAAGAAUCUCAACAGCUGGAAAAUUCAGAAGGAACAGAAGCAGCAGGCCCAUUUGCAGACCAAGAGCAGCAGCUAGCUCGAAGUAGCAGCACUUCAGAUAUUGCAGAUCAGACUCCAUCUGAUUUUUUUCAAGGUAAAAAGGCUGGAAAUUCAACUUCAGACUCCAAAUCAGUUCAGGAAAAUAGGGGAUGUGCAAAGGAGCAUGAAGUGGAGCAAGUGCUAAUGCAGAGGAGCAGUAGUAUAAUUGAGCUAGAUCUGAAAGCAGACUUGCAGCAAUCACAUGGAUAUUACAGAGAGAGAGAAAAAAGUGAGAGUGUGAGCAGUGACACAUCCCUGGGCUGUGGGGCCGACAUGGACAUCACGCUGGUGGCCUGGCAGGCAGCUGAGGACGACCCCGAGGCCGGAGCAGCCACAGGAAUGUGUGUGGAUCCUGCAGCUCCACGCUGGCUCCAGCUCAGUCCCUCACAGGAGCCCGCCAACCUCACAGACAGUAGUGAGUUCCUGGCUGAYGAUUGCAGUAUAAUUGCUGGUGGAAACCUUAUUGGUUGGCAUCCUGAUUCUGCUGCUGUGUUAUGGAGGAGGAUCCUGGGAAUUCUUGGAGAUGUGAACAAUAUACAGUCACCUAAAAUCCAUGCAAAAGUUUUUUGCUACCUGUAUGAACUGUGGUAUAAACUUGCAAAGAUCCGGGACAACCUYGCUAUCAGCGUGGACAAUCAGUCAACCCCCUCUCCUCCUGUCCUCAUCCCACCUCUCAGGAUCUUUGCAUCAUGGUUGUUUAAGGCAGCCAUGCUGCCCAGCGAGUACAAGGAGGGGAAGCUGCAGGCGUUCAGGCUGCUCUGUGCCAUGAUGAGCCGGCGCCAGGACCUGCUGCCCAACUCCGACUUCCUGGUGCACUUCUAUUUCGUGAUGCGCCUGGGCCUGACAAGCGAAGACCAGGACAUCUUGAACACCGUCAUAAAGCACUGCCCACCAUGGUUCUUCUUCCUGGGUCUGCCUGGCUUCACAAUGCUGAUCGGAGACUUCCUUGGGGCAGCCGURCGGGUGCUGAGCACGGACAUGCCAGAGGCCCCCCGUUCUGAAGCUCACACCAUCCUUGGCGCUCUUGUGUGCUUUCCAAAUACCUACCAAGGAAUUUCACGGCUGGGACCCAUUUCRGAAGCCAGUGAGAGCAUCACAGGAACUGCAGAUGUGAAGUAUUGYCUCAUAAAUAUUUUAUUGAAGAAUGCUACAGAGGAGCCAAGUGAAACUGCAAGAUGCAUAGCCAUCUGCGGCCUCGGAGUGUGGAUAUGUGAGGAGCUCACACAGGGCACCAACCACCCCCACGUGAAGAAAGCCAUCAAUGUCAUAGGUGUGACACUGAAGUUGUCCAACAAGCUGGUAGCUCAGGUAGCCUGUGAUGUCCUUCAGCUACUGGUGUCUUACUGGCAGAAGCUUCAGGAGUACGAACCCUCCCUGUGCCGGAAAAUUACUGAAAUCCUUGUGGCCACCAUUGCAUUUCUCCUGCCAAGUGCUGAAUACUCUUCCGUGGAAGCAGAUAAGAAGUUUAUAGUUUCACUGCUGCUUUGCUUGCUGGACUGGUGCAUGGCACUGCCCAUGAAGGUGCUGCUGGAGCCUUUGUCUGCUGGUGCUGUGGAGGAUCAUCAACAUGCAUCCAGAGCUCCCUUGCUGGAUUAUAUUUACAGAGUCCUGCACUGCUGCGUCAAUGGCUCCAGCACCUACACGCAGCAAAGCCACUAUGUGCUGAGCUUGGCCGACCUCUCCUCCUGUGACUAUGACCCCUUUCUGCCACUGGGGAACGUCAGGAGCUCGGAGCCAGCCCAAUGCCCCUCCUCUACCGAUUUGGGCAAUCUGCUCACUGUUGCUGAAGAGAAGAGGAGGAGAAAUUUGGAACUGAUCCCUCUAACAGCAAGGAUGGUUAUGACUCAUCUGGUGAAUCACCUGAGCCACUACCCRCUCAGUGGAGGCCCUGCCAUCCUCCACAGUCUCCUUAGCGAGAACCAUGACAACUCCUACGUGGAGUCCUCUGAGCUGUCCUCRGAAGUGUUCCGGAGCCCCAACCUGCAGCUGUUUGUGUUUAAUGACAGCACUCUCAUAUCUUACCUCCAAAUCCCUGCAGAGAGGAAGGCGGGCAUUGAGCCAGCAGCGGCCCCCUCGGACGUGCGGGUGAUUGUCAGGGAUAUCUCAGGGAAGUACUCUUGGGAUGGCCGGAUACUGUAUGGGCCUCUGGAGGGCUGCCUUCCGCAGCGCAGUACGGCCAGCGCCUUUGUCAUCUCCAGCGRUCCGGACCAGCACUUCUCCCAGAACGACAUAUCUCAGGUGGAGGAAGGAGAAGAUGCUCUGGACCAGCUGCUGGAGAGGAUUGGGAACACCAGCCCCGAGUGCCUUCUGCACCCCCAGCGCAAGCUGAAUGAGCCGUCACCGCCGCCCUGCGGCAUGAGCCCCGAGCAGGAGCGUGCCAUCACCGAGGCUCUGAUGAGGCAGAGUGCCCAGGAAAGAGAGUUCAUUCUGAAUUGCAGCUCGGACUGCAGCAUGAGGGUGGCCCGCCAGGAGCCACCACGUCCUGCUGAACCUCAAGCCUCCUUUUAUUUCUGUCGGCUGCUGCUGAAUGACUUGGGAAUGAACUCCUGGGAUAGAAGAAAAAGCUUUCAUCUGCUUAAGAAAAAUUCAAAAUUGCUGCGAGAACUGAAAAACCUGGAUUCCCGCCAAUGUCGUGAAACUCACAAGAUUGCCGUGUUCUACAUCGCUGAGGGACAGGAGGACAAGUGUUCCAUCCUGGCUAAUGCAAGGGGAAGCCAGGCAUAUGAAGAUUUUGUGGCUGGACUGGGCUGGGAGGUUGACCUUUCCACACACGGCGGAUUCAUGGGUGGCCUGCAGCGCAAUGGCAGCACGGGGCAAACUGCACCUUACUAYGCUACCUCCACCGUGGAGAUCAUCUACCACGUGUCCACUAGGAUGCCCUCGGACUCGGACGACUCACUGACCAAAAAGCUCCGUCACUUGGGAAAUGAUGAGGUUCACAUCGUGUGGUCUGAGCACACCCGCAACUACCGCAGGGGCAUCAUCCCCACUGACUUCGGGGACGUCCUCAUCGUCAUCUACCCCAUGAAGAAUCACAUGUUCUUCAUAGAGAUCAUGAAGAAACCCGAGGUGCCAUUUUUCGGUCCUCUCUUCGAUGGCGCCAUCGUGACUGCAAAGCUGCUGCCGAGCCUGAUCUGUGCCACGUGCAUCAAUGCCAGCAGAGCCGUCAAGUCCCUCAUCCCACUCUACCAGAGCUUCUACGAGGAGAGAGCUCUGUAUCUCGAAGCCAUCAUCCAGAACCACAAAGAAGUGAUGACAUUUGAGGAUUUUGCCGCUCAGGUCUUUUCUCCCUCUCCCAGCUACUCCCUCGGUGGAACUGGUGAGUCUCUGCACRUUAUUCUUCUCUGUAGCCCCAAGAAGCACUUGAGCAGCAGAUGUACACCUGUUUUUUGUAGAUAAAUGCUUGCAAAUUUAAGAAGACUAUUCUUCCCCUGAAUCAACUAAUGAAUAUCAAAAGCAAUGAUGACAUUCAUUUUAAUUUGUUUUGCAUCAGAGCUAUUCAYACUGCUCCUUUCUUCAGCUAUCCUGUUAACCCCCAACUCCGGCGAGGUUAAUGAACUUUCUCGCAGUGAUGGGCUCCAGCUCAUUCAGGACUCCGGGUUCUUGCUGAGCUGGGAAUAUGUUGUUCAAAAGCGAGGCCUGAAUCGGGGCUCACUUAUCAAAAAUAGUUGCUCGCAGGGGAAGCUGCUGCAAAUGCUAAAUGGGGAUUAUGCUGCCGAGCUACYAGGGUCAGGGAUUAAUGCACAAGAAACGCAGGAACGGGGUGCUGUUAGGGAAUCGCAGCGGCGUGYGGGAUGCGGGCACAUCCCUUCAAUGCAGGCAGGCACAUUGCAGGCUGCCCUGCAGCACCUGGCCUGGAGCCUCUGYGGGGUUUGUAAUGGGGGUGUGGGUAUAUGUGGGGUGUGUGUGUGCACAUCAGUGCUCAUCAGUCAUCGGCCUGCUGAGAGGUGACAGCAUUGUGCCGAACUCCGGGAAUUUGUUCCUCGCRUGCCUUGUGGAGGGUUAAGUUAGUGUGCAGUCACAAUCGCUGUCCAGCCCGCUUGAUUGAGUUUAAGUGAACCUCUCCUGAAAGGGAGCUUUGGCUCUGAAAUGCACAWUUCUAGUGCCCUCAAAAUACUUUUUUUUUUCCAGCAUCCAGUAAGUGUCUGGUCACCAUGUGCUGGACUCUCUAACACAGAUUGCUUAAUCCAUCGUUGAUACUACUAGGGUGACACUGGCACUUUCUAAUCAUUCCCUGCUCCUCUUUUGGAUUGUUGAAUAGAUUAUUUUCAACCUGUAUAAAYGUUGCAGGACAUCUGCUCUAUUUCUCUUUAGCCUGACUUGUUAGCAGAUAUCUUCCAUCUAAACUGAAACACUGAAGGAAGAAAUUAAAUUUGCUCAAAUAAGUCACUUAGGAAUAAAACCAGCAGUGCAGCAUUGUCUAGCAUUGCUGGCUCUGAUCCUGGCGUGCUCAGAGCUUUGUGAGGAGAUAAGAGGCCUGUGCUGGCCGGGCAGUGGUGGCCAGGAGCAGCAGGCAGAAGGCUUUGGAGAUAAGCGCUGGCAGGAGGGGAGGAAGCUGGGGCCAUUUACAUAAUCGCGCCUCUGCGUCCUGGAGAGGCGUCAGGGAACGCGGGAUGGAUCUAUUGAUCUCUGCUGAACUGGAAUACUAAACAACGCUAGGAAAGCUUAUAACUUAAAGCUUUGAUUAAUGUUUCCUACAUUAAAAAGUAGAACAGCUGUGCAUUAAAUUCUUUUAUACACUCUGCCAAAAGUCUGAGACAAAAAAAUCACCCAUUUCAAUAGGACCGCAGCGCGUGCCCAGGGUUGGUUGAUAGCACUUGAAUUGUUUUUCUGUCGACGUAUCAGCAAAUAGAAACGUGGAUAUUUUAAAUGUUUUGCUCUGUGCAUAGUUGUGUUUUAUUUUUGCGUUGUUCUUUUUCAUGUUGUUGUGUCAAAUGUGGUUAGACAGGGCAGACUCCUCAGCAGCCCCACUUUCUGAAGGAUAAACUGUGUAUGCCAAACAUAGUUAAAAAUGUUUCCUAGUAACUGAGCAUUUCAGAACACUGUUAAAUCACAAGUACCCGGGUAUGAUUUCAUUAUUUUAAUUGUUUUUAAGUGCAAAGCCUGCCCCAGUCAGGUCCAAAUUUUCAUACUUCUGAGCCUCAGAAUUAAUUUCUCGCUCACAAACUGGAGGCCAGCCAUGACUUCUGGUGUCAGAAUCUCCGCUUCAGAGAGUCUUCUCACAUUACCUGCUGAUUCUCUUGCAUAUUUAGUCAGUGAUGAGCAAGGGCAGUGUCAGCUGUGGCCAUGGGGAUAUGUUUUCCAUCAGAUGCCCCUUAGCAGUCAGCAGGGAGGCUGGAUGCAGUCCUGGCAGCUCUGCUCUUCCCUGGCCAGGCCUGCUCAGGCAUAGAUCCACCUGUCCUGCACCUGCAGGAAUCACCUUGCUGCCACUUAGGAAUACAGAGGGCAUUUUUCUAUUCUGAAACAGCAAAAAUGAAUCGGGGAACAGUAAAUAAAAAGAAGCGUUUUUCCUGAAGGAGUGGUCAGGCACUGGCACGGGCUGCCCAGGGAGGCACUGGGGUCCCCAUAUCUGGAAGUGUUCAGGAGGCAUCAGGACAUGGUUUUGGGGUAAUGUUGGUGAUGCUGGGUUGGCCACUGGGCUUGUUGAGGUCUUCCAGCCUUGAUGACUCUGUGGGACGCAUGGAGAUGGCACAGGUGACAAGCCAGCUGAURCUGCUAACCCUGCUGAACAUAAACUGCUCAGAUAAAUUUAAAAUUAAUUCUCAUCUGAUCUGAUUCUUACAAUGCCCCUCAGGUAUGAUCCUGUCACUCUGUGAACACAUGUGCAGCAGAUAGGGUCAGGGAGUAAGGCUGCUGCUUAUCUAAGUGCAGUUUGUUCUCAGGAGUUAACAUAGUGUAAGGAAAAAUCAGGAAUAUUAAAGGAAUCAAACAGCUCUCAGUGACACAUUACCAGGGUAUCGCUGAUCURUGAUAUAAUUAUUGGAACUGGAUGUUCUUGUGUUUUCUGAUGCUGCCCCUCGGGAUGCAUCCCCAGACUCGAGUGAGAGGUGGCUUAGUCUCCCUGUCACCAGUCCUGCAGGUGCUACAUUUUCUGCAGGAAGAUUGUCCAGUUGAUCUCCUUUGCUGUUUCCAGGAGCAGAGCCUUAAACUCCCUGUACAGAUCAUAGAUAGCCCCGAUAUCUUCAGUGUUGAAAGUGCAGCCGYGUAGGCAGAAUGGCCAUCCCCGAACUCAGUUAGGGGAUGUGCAGAUUAGGAACAAAAGCUGGGAAUAGGGCCCUUUGUUGUUAAACUGGUGCAUUACAUGCUGUAUUUUAAUUAGGCRGGGUUUGAGAGGCAGCCCAGGAAAUCCUCCAUAAUCCAACACUAUUGAAUUAUUUUCAUCCUUUCCCUCUGAAGAUUUCUCUCCUUUUAGUGGACGGGCUUUAAGCUGCUGUUCUUGCUCCCUCAGCCAAAACCAGAAACAGUCAUUCAACAAUAUAUUUGUGUGUUCUUUAAAAAAAUUGGUGAGGCUGAAGUGGGCAGAACAGUGCCCUGACUUCAGCUGCCUCUGUGGCUCAUGUUCCUUGGGGCUUGGAGCYGUUUUCUUGUAAGAUCAGCAGCCAAAAGCACGGUGUUAACCUUAGGAAGUUGAAGGGGCCAGAGACACCAGGAUAACUCCCAAGUCAGAGCUUUCCCACCACAAGCAUUCUGUCCGAGGGGUUUGUGCUCGUCAGGGCAGGUUCCCGCUUUCCAGGGAACCCCCGAGCUCAGCGCUGCCACCGGCGCCUCAGGAGUUAAUGGGAACGGGCACACUUGACUGCUGAGAGGACUGAUCUAAUCACUGCCAUAUCCAAGUGCAUCUGUUCACCAUGAGGUCAUUCUUGUGCAUGCUAAUGACUUGGAAAAUAAAGCACAAUACUCAACGUUAUCAGGGAGGAUAUAGUGUAAAUCUUGGCUUUUUUAGUUGCUAAUGGAUAGUGUGGAAUGGGCAGGGAAAGCAUCUCAGAUUCUUUCCAGCUUAAUGUUUUUAAAGCAUCCUUUUCAGUGGAGCAUCAGAAAAACUGUGCUGGAAAACUUGGACAUGUGGUAUCUGUUGAUAAAUGGAUUCUUUAAUGAAUAUUAUGACAUUGCCCAGGAGCAACACUUGAGUCGAGGAACUAUAGAGGUUUUCAGCAUUCCCUGGUUUUAAAGCCUCAGGAGCUAUGCUUGCUGAUUUACAUAAACCCGAGAUUUUGCAGCCUUUUUGUUGCAAAGGUGACACAUGCUUUUCUUUUGUCUCUGGACUUUUACAUGUGUAAAGUUCUUGUAKAAAAUAUUUGAAUGUACAGAGAACAAGAUCUGGUUUGCUUUAAACCACUUUUUGUUAAGUACUGAGCUUUAUCUUUCCCACUUUAAAGCAAAAGGAUUAUUUGAAUUGGACAUGUAGAUUUAAAAUUUAUUUUCGGCAGAAACAGAACCAAACCCAGAGUAACUGGUGUCUUAAGAAGGACUGAUACUCUUUGUAAUGGUAACUGAGCCAAGGAUUCCUUCAGCUUCAGUUUGGUUGGUUU